GAAGCCCAACUCAGCCCGAGCUGUUCCUUCUGCGGGUGGAUGAACGGGAUGCUGCUGCCCUCCAGAGCUGAACGCGGCCGGUAGGAUGAGAAGGAAGGAGAGUCCUUUCGGUGCUGCAGUUCUUGAAAGCCUUGUGCCGGCAACGAACAGGGAGCUGCGAGCGUUUGAGAAACGGUGGGCAGGUAGAGGAGCCGUAAGGAAGAGGCGCCGAGAGCGGGUCAGGCAAGACAAGAGCAGUGGGAACAGGAAGAAGUUUCUCUGCCGAGACGAGAAAAUGGUUCACGAGGCAAACCCGGUGCGCAAACACCGCAGCGCAGGAGUGGAGCCCAGCGAUCAGCCGCUGACUGUGCCGAAGUCUGCCGACGUCUCAAGUAGACUCCGGUGCUGACGGGCAUCUGUGUCCGCUCUCCGGAC
This is a messenger RNA of Cuculus canorus (common cuckoo), 414 nucleotides long. RefSeq names its product targeting protein for Xklp2-like. The record is from RefSeq and is a predicted model, not a curated record. Lineage: Eukaryota; Metazoa; Chordata; Aves; Cuculiformes; Cuculidae. The transcript is spliced from 3 exons. The coding region runs from base 86 to 388 and encodes 100 amino acids.